GCGGGGACUCGGGAGGGGCCGGAGCGCGGCUGCGGGUGCCUUUGCAGGAGCAGAGAGAGGAAGCGGCGCGUCCCUAGAGGCGUGCUCCCCGACCGACGGACGGACGCACGGACGAGCGGAGGGAGGGGGCCGGGGGCGAGGAAUCUGCUGGCAUUGUGGGACCACUUAAAGGCUGCUGAGCGCCAACUUGCUUGGUGUGCCCUGGGCAGGUCUGGGACAGGUGGCAGCUCCGUGACCUACCACCAUGGAUGGAGACGGACUUCUCGGAUGAAGAAAUCCAAGCAGUGGAUGCCAGCCAGGUUAAUUUGGCUGUCAGAGGUUUUGACAAAACCUGCCCUGUACCCUUUGGGUAAUCCCAGUGAGGAAGCUUACAAACACCUUCAGUGCAAAGCCAAGGACGUUUCUGUAUAAUUUGGGAAUGAAAGGAUUUUCUCAGACUCUUUCUUUCCCUUUUCCUUGAGGAUUAAUCCUCCACGAAUCUACAAUCCCAGUUGGAAACACAAGGCACACGAUGUAGCAGAAGCCUAGAGCGCCUUCAGAAUUGUGUGGACCCUCCAUUUAGCACAGAGGAGUUAAACACAUGCCAUCCCCAAUCCACUCCUGCUGCUCUCUUCUCUUUCUCAUGCCCUCCUUUUUCUGAGUGAAAUUCUAUUUCCAAAACCUUUCUCUGAAGCUCUAAGUGGAUUGCCAGAAAUGAGAGAUUAAGUGCUGGGAGAAGAGGAAGCGCCCUGUGUUGUGUCUCCUCCAGGCUGCUGACAUGAAGUGCUUUUUCCCAGUGCUGAGCUGUCUGGCGGUGCUGGGUGUGGUGUCAGCACAGCGGCAGGUCACCGUCCAGGAAGGACCCUUAUACCGCACAGAGGGCUCCCACAUCACCAUCUGGUGCAACGUGAGUGGCUACCAGGGGCCGUCGGAGCAGAAUUUCCAGUGGUCCAUUUACCUGCCCUCUGCCCCGGAGCGCGAGGUACAGAUCAUCAGUACCAUGGACUCCUCCUUCCCGUAUGCCAUCUACACCCAGCGCGUCCGCAGCAGAAAGAUCUACGUGGAGAGGGUCCAGGGACACUCAGCCUUACUGCACAUUACGGAUCUCCAGGCCCGGGAUGUGGGGGAGUAUGAAUGCCACACGCCUAACACAGAUGAGCGGUACUUUGGGAGUUACAGUGCCAAGAUGAACCUAGUGGUGAUUCCCGACACUCUGCAGACCACCGCCAUACCGCAAAUUUUGCACAAAGUGGAGCAGGACCCUCUCGAGCUGAGUUGUGAGGUGGCCACCGAGACGUUCCAACACAGCCACCUGUCUGUGGCCUGGCUCCGGCAGAGAGGCAGUGAGAAACCCGUGGAGGUCAUUUCCCUGAGCCGAGACUUUGUACUGCACUCCAGCAUCGAAUAUUCCCAGAGACACAGCCUUGGGGAGGUGCGGCUGGACAAGGUGGGAAGGACCAUGUUCCGUCUCACUGUCUUCCACCUUCAGCCCUCCGACCAGGGAGAGUUCUACUGUGAGGCCGCUGAGUGGAUCCAGGAUCCAGAUGGGUCAUGGUACGCCAUGACCCAAAAGCGUUCUGAGGGAAUCGUGGUCAACGUCCAACCCACUGACAAAGAGUUUGCUGUUCGGCUGGAAACAGACAAGCGCCUGUACACAGUAGGAGAGUCAGUGGAGUUCAGGUGCAUUCUGGAGGCUCAGAGUAUUCCCGAACGUCACUUUGCCGUCUCCUGGGCCUUCAACAGUUCACUCAUUGCCAGUAUGGGACCUAAUGCUGUGCCGGUACUCAACAACGAAUUUGCACAUCGGGAAGCCAAGGGUCAGCUCAAAGUUGCCAAAGAGAGCGACAGUGUCUUUGUGCUAAAGAUCUACCACCUACGUCAGGAAGACACUGGGAAAUACAACUGCCGUGUCACUGAGCGGGAGAAAACAGUCACUGGGGAGUUCAUCGACAAGGAGAGCAAGCGUCCCAAGAACAUCCCGAUCAUAGUCCUCCCUCUCAAGAGCAGCAUCUCCGUGGAGGUGACCAGCAACGCCAGCGUCAUCCUGGAGGGUGAGAACCUGCAUUUCUCCUGCAGCAUCCGCACGGCAGGUCGGCAGCAGGGCCGUUUCUCGGUCACCUGGCAGCUCGUGGACAGGCAGAACCGCCGCAAUAACAUCAUGCGGCUUGACCGGGAUGGUACUGUGCAGCCAGGGGCGUCCUACUGGGAGCGCAGCAGCUUUGGAGGCGUCCAGAUGGAACAGGUGCAACCCAACUCGUUCAGCCUGGGCAUCUUCAACAGCAGGAAGGAGGAUGAGGGCCAGUAUGAGUGCCACGUGACCGAAUGGGUGCGGGCAGUGGAUGGCGAGUGGCAGCUUGUCGGGGAGCGGAGGGCCAGCACAUCCAUCUCUAUCACAGCUCUUGAAACAGGCUUUGCAGUCACAGCUAUCUCACGCACGCCGGGAGUGACCUACAGUGAUUCCUUUGACUUGCAAUGUAUCAUCAAACCUCAUUACCCGGCCCGGGUCCCUGUGUCGGUGACAUGGCGGUUCCAGCCAGUGGGCACUGUUGAGUUCCAUGACUUGGUGACCUUCACUCGGGACGGAGGGGUCCAGUGGGGGGACAGGUCCUCCAGCUUCCGAACCCGAACUGCCAUUGAGAAGGCCGAAUCUAGCAACAAUGUGCGCCUAAGCAUCAGCCGAGCCAGUGACACGGAGGCGGGCAAGUACCAGUGUGUGGCGGAAUUGUGGAGGAAGAACUAUGACAACACCUGGACGCGGCUGGCGGAAAGAACCUCCAACCUGCUAGAGAUCCGGGUGCUGCAGCCAGUGACAAAGCUACAGGUGAGCAAGUCCAAGCGGACCCUCACCCUGGUGGAGAACAGGCCCAUUCAGCUGAACUGCUCAGUCAAGUCCCAGACCAGCCAGAACUCCCACUUUGCUGUGCUCUGGUAUGUGCACAAGCCUUCGGACGCUGAUGGCAAGCUUAUUCUCAAAACCACACACAAUUCUGCGUUCGAGUACGGCACCUACGCUGAGGAGGAGAGCCUGCGAGGACGGCUUCAGUUCGAGAGGCACAUGUCUGGGGGCCUGUUCAGCCUCACUGUCCAGAGAGCUGAGGUCAGCGACAGCGGCAGCUACUAUUGUCAUGUGGAGGAGUGGCUGCUAAGCCCCAACUAUGCCUGGUACAAGCUAGCAGAGGAGGUUUCUGGGCGCACAGAAGUCACAGUGAAGCAGCCAGACAGCCGCCUGAAGCUCAGCCAAGCCCAGGGGAACCUGUCGGUGCUGGAGACCCAACAGGUACAGCUGGAGUGCACAGUUCUGAACCGCACCAGCACGACCUCCCAGUUCAUGGUGGAGUGGUUCGUGUGGAAACCCAACCACCCAGAGCAGGAGACAGUCGCCCGCCUGAGCCGGGACGCCACCUUCCACUACGGAGAACAGGCAGCCAAGAACAAUCUGAAGGGGAGGCUGCAUUUGGAAAGCCCCUCCUCUGGUGUGUACCGGCUCUUCAUCCAGAAUGUGGCUGUGCAGGACAGUGGAACAUACAACUGCCGCGUGGAGGAGUGGCUGCCCAGCCCCAGCGGCAUGUGGUAUAAACGAGCAGAGGACACUUCUGGGCAGACAGCUGUCACAGUGAUGCGACCAGAUGCUGCCCUGCAGGUGGACACAGUGGUCCCCAACGCCACAGUCACGGAGAAAGCAGCCUUCCAGCUGGAUUGCAGCAUUGUGUCUCGCUCCAGCCAGGACUCCCGCUUUGCUGUGGUCUGGUAUUCUCUGAGGACUAAACCUGGAGACAAAAGGGGCAGCCCUGCCCUGGAAGAAGACGAGGAAGAAGAGGAAGAGGAAGAGGAAGAAGAGAACCCACCAGAGCGGACAGCCCUGCUGAGCGUGGGCCCAGAUGCCGUCUUUGGUCCAGAGGGCAGCCCCUGGGAGGGCAGGCUUCGCUUCCAGAGGCUGUCCCCACUGCUUUACCGGCUCACGGUGCUGCAGGCAAGCCCCCAAGACACGGGCAACUACUCCUGCCGUGUGGAGGAGUGGCUGCCCAGCCCGCAGAAGGAGUGGUACCGGCUAACGGAAGAGGAGUCGGCUCCCAUUGGCAUCCGCGUCCUGGACACGAGUUCCACCCUCCAGUCCAUCAUCUGCUCCAAUGACGCACUCUUCUACUUCAUCUUCUUUUACCCCUUCCCCAUCUUUGGCAUCCUCAUCAUCACCAUCCUGCUGGUGCGUUUCAAGAGCCGGAACUCCAGCAAGAACUCGGAGGGGAAGAAUGGGGUGCCCCUGUUGUGGAUCAAAGAACCGCACCUCAACUACUCUCCAACCUGCCUGGAGCCCCCAGUGCUCAGUAUCCACCCAGGAGCCAUAGACUAAAGAGGAAGCCUCAAUGGACAUCAGCCACCGAGGAGCUGGGGCUCUCCUUCACUGUCUCUUUCUCUGUGAUCAGACAGUUGACAGCACCCUAACUGUGGAGUGCUCUUGCAGAAAUUGAUCAGACUUGAGGAGUUUUCAAAGUUUCCGCUGAGCCACAGACAGGCCGCCCUCAGCGGGUUUGAUUGGUUAGCUGUUUGCGCACAGAUGUGAUGCUGCCGUGGUAGGUUUCUUGUUUUCUGUUUUUGGUAAUGUAGUGAGUAGCUCCAGGUGCCACAUCUACUCAUGGAUUUAUAUAGUGUUCUCAGCUAGAUGUUACAGGGGGUCUGAUUCUUUAUAAUGUCCUCUUUUUAAAGCCCUUUGGUUUACCCCUUUUGGAUUUCAUAAUGUUGUGGACAAUCUCUUAUAUACAAGCAAUCGCAAAAGGAACAAAGAACUUAACUGACAAGGAAUCGCUUCCAAGGCGUUUUGUUUGCACACUUGAAAAUGCCACCCAUGUAUCCAAACACACCCAAAC
Chrysochloris asiatica (Cape golden mole) is the source of this 4841-nucleotide messenger RNA. RefSeq names its product immunoglobulin superfamily, member 3 (gene IGSF3). The transcript has 11 exons. The coding region runs from base 758 to 4327 and encodes 1189 amino acids. NCBI's taxonomy places the organism in Eukaryota, Metazoa, Chordata, Mammalia, Afrosoricida, Chrysochloridae. The record is from RefSeq and is a predicted model, not a curated record.